Messenger RNA from Amyelois transitella, 1485 nucleotides. RefSeq lists its product as uncharacterized. The transcript has 3 exons. The record is from RefSeq and is a predicted model, not a curated record. Bases 247 to 1485 code for a protein of 412 amino acids. Gene Ontology annotation, molecular function: nucleic acid binding. Lineage: Eukaryota; Metazoa; Arthropoda; Insecta; Lepidoptera; Pyralidae.
AAUAUAUAAUCAAAUAUCCUAAUAAUAAUUUUAUGUACGAGAUAUAGGUCACCGGUAAGGAAUGCAGCGACUUUCCAUAUACGGACGGACGGAUGAUGCACUGUGACUGAACUUUGGACUUGAUAGUGUUAAUUGUAAUCGCGAUUAUAUUUUAAAGUCUAUUUUUAUUUAUUUUUUAAUGUGUUAUGUUCUUUAUGUGCACAGGUACAAGAAUAUUUUACUCUACGUUAUGGUGGUAAGUGACUAAUGGAAACUAUUAUAUCAUUGUAUGAGGAAUUAAAGAAAAUUAGAGUAUAUUUAAUUAAAUUAGGAGCCAGUCGAAGAACGGAAAAAGUGUUAGUAAACAAAUUAAAUGAGAUUAAUGCAAUCUAUGAGAAAUAUGAGACGUGGCUGAUAGGUUUUGAAGAAAAACUUAAGAGAAAAUAUUAUAGUUCGGAUGAUAUUAUAUUAAUCAAAAAUUAUUGUAGUCGAUUUUUAGAGUUACAUGAAAAUAUUUUAGUGUUGUGUAAUAGUGAUAAGCCGAAGUCAUCGUUCAACAUGAAUUCUUUUGAUUUAAAAACGGCGUUAAAUCUUUUACCUAUUAUGACAAAUGAGGAGUCGAAUACAAAACAGUUGAUUGAUAACAUUGAAUAUUAUAAUACUUUAUUGAAAGAAGAUACAUGUAAACAAAAUUUAAUUAAUUUCGUAUUAAAAAGUAGGCUUUCUCCUGAAGCUAAGUUAAAAUUAAAAUCAAAAUAUGAAUCAGUUAAUGAGUUAAUUAUUGAUAUGAGAAAUGUAUUAUUGUGUAAGAAAGCUGCAACGGCAAUACAAAAUAAAUUACAAAAAAUUAGACAAAAUGACUUGUCAAUUGCUGACUAUGGUAAAGAAAUAACGGAACUAUUUGUUGAUUUAACGAUAACGCAAGCUGACGGGAAUGAUCAAUGCUAUAAAAUAUUAAAACCUAUUAAUGAAAAAAUGGCUGUUAAGCAAUUUGCUGACGGCUUGCGUAAUCGUCGACUUAGUACGAUUAUUUCUGCCAGGAAUUAUAGUUCACUUAAAGAUGCUGUACAGGCAGCCCAAGAUGAAGAAGUAUCAAUUCCUUCAACAUCUGGAGAAAUCAUGGGUAUGUACAAGAAACCAUACCAUAAUAAAUAUUUCAACAAUGGUUCAAAUUAUUAUAGAAGCUGGCGUGGAGGACGUUGCCGCUAUCCUGUACAUAGAGGAAGAGCUCGAGGACAGCAAGCAGCUCAUCUAGCUUCUCGAGGACAAGGGUCACGAGGUCAGUACACGCGAGGAAGUAGCGGAGGUCCACAGCAGAGAGCCCACCAUCACGAGUCCAUAGGAGCUCUGGAAGUCACUCACAAACAUUUGAAUGCGUUUCUACGUAUUCAAACAGAGAAUCACCCGGAGAUGUGGAGUAAGUGGAUUCCUUUUUGGUGUUUCUCUUACAAUACAGGAGUUCAUACUGAAACAGAUUUCACCCCGUACGAGUUGAGCAACACGUAG